Messenger RNA from Henningerozyma blattae CBS 6284, 2331 nucleotides. RefSeq names its product bifunctional K:H/Na:H antiporter NHX1 (gene NHX1). Bases 1 to 2331 code for a protein of 776 amino acids. Gene Ontology annotation, molecular function: sodium:proton antiporter activity. Gene Ontology annotation, biological process: proton transmembrane transport; sodium ion transport; vacuolar acidification. The transcript has a single exon. The record is from RefSeq and is a predicted model, not a curated record. Gene Ontology annotation, cellular component: late endosome; early endosome; fungal-type vacuole membrane. Lineage: Eukaryota; Fungi; Ascomycota; Saccharomycetes; Saccharomycetales; Saccharomycetaceae.
AUGAAAAUUAAUAAUUUUGUGGUGUUAAAUUCAUUGGUCAUAUACUCAUCAUUUUCCCUUGCCAAUGUUAUUCCAAAGACUACGACAGAUAUAAUCAAUCAAAAAAACGAGAUCGAAACGAUACCCUACCAUGAGCAAAUAAAGAAAAACCUUUGGGAACCAACCAAGAUCCAAGAUACAAUUGCAAAGAGAAAUAUUAUUGUCGAUGAUGAUCGACGUCCGCCGCCACCUCCUUUAAAAGGUAAUAAUAAUAAAAACAUUCUAGACGUGGAAAAUAAAGCAGUUCCAAAUAAAGUUAUAAAUAAUAGACCAUUAGAUAAUGUAAAUAAAAAUAAAAAUAAAAAUAAAGUAAUACCCAGUAGUAUAGAUUUGAUAAACGAUGAUGAUGCAGAUGAAUUAUUACCAUUACCUUCCAAUGAAUUGAUCGAUAAUAGCCCUUUAUAUAACCCAGAUGGGACUUUAAAGAAAGAUCCAAAUGGCGAUGGUCUUUUAGAUGAAACAGAUCCAGAUAGUUCUGGAAAUGCAGAUGCUUCAGAAGAAGAAAUUUUUUCUUCAUGGGCUUUAUUCAUCAUGUUAUUUUUAUUGAUUUCUGCCUUAUGGUCAAGUUAUUUCUUAACUCAAAAUCAUAUUACUGCAGUUCAUGAAACUGUUUUAUCAAUCUUUUAUGGUAUGGUUAUAGGGUUAAUCAUUAGAAUGUCUCCUGGUCAUUACAUUCAAGAUGCAGUCACUUUUGAUAGUUCUUAUUUCUUUAAUGUCCUUUUACCACCUAUCAUUUUAAAUUCUGGUUAUGAAUUAAAUCAAAUCAAUUUCUUUAAUAAUAUCAUUUCAAUUUUGGUUUUUGCCAUCCCUGGUACUUUUAUCUCUGCAUGUGUCUUGGGUUUUAUUAUAUUCAUUUGGACUUCAUUAGGUUUAGAAAGUGUUAAUAUUUCAUUUGUUGAUGCCUUAUCUGUAGGUGCAACUUUAUCUGCUACUGAUCCAGUCACAAUUUUAUCCAUUUUUAAUGCUUAUAAAGUAGAUCCAAAAUUAUUUACCAUCAUUUUAGGUGAAUCAUUAUUAAAUGAUGCUAUUUCUAUUGUUAUGUUUGAAACUUGUCAAAAAUUUCAUGGUCAACCUGCCAAAUUUUCAUCUUUGUUUAAAGGUAUUGGUAUUUUCUUAGUUACAUUUUCUGUCUCUUUAAUGAUUGGAUUAAUGAUUGGUCUCUUGGUCGCAUUGAUUUUAAAACAUACUCAUAUUAGAAGGUAUCCAGAGAUUGAAAGUUGUUUAAUUCUUUUAAUUGCUUAUGAAUCUUAUUUCUUCUCUAAUGGGUGCCAUGUCUCGGGUAUUGUAUCAUUAUUAUUCUGUGGGAUCACUUUAAAACAUUAUGCUUAUUUUAAUAUGUCAAGAAGAACACAAAUCACAAUUAAAUAUAUUUUCCAAUUAUUAUCAAGAUUAUCAGAAAAUUUUAUUUUCAUUUACUUAGGAUUGGAAUUAUUUACUGAAGUGGAAUUAGUCUAUAAACCUCUAUUAAUCAUUGUUACCGCCAUCUCUAUUUGUGUUGCUCGUUGGUGUUCUGUUUUCCCCUUAUCAAGAUUUAUUAAUUGGAUUUAUAGAUUCAAGUACAACUCAAGAAGUUAUAUGUCUUCUUCAGAUCCAAAUAAUUCUCCUUACAAUGAAGAAAUCCCUUACAAUUAUCAAGUAAUGACAUUUUGGGCUGGCUUAAGAGGUGCUGUUGGUGUUGCAUUAGCUAUGGGUAUUAAAGGUGAAUUUAAAUUUACUUUAUUAGCUACUGUAUUAGUCGUUGUUGUUUUAACAGUUAUUAUCUUUGGGGGGACUACUGCUGGUAUGUUGGAAGUUUUACAUAUUAAGACUGGUUGUAUUGAUGAAAAUGAUAUCUCUGAUGAUGAAUUUGAUAUUGAAGCACCAAAUACUUUCAAUUCGAGAUCUUCUCAAAUUUAUUUGAAUAAUUACCAAGAUAAUAAUAAUAUUAAUAAUAAUAAUAAUAAUAAUAAUAAUAAUAACAAUGAUAUUACAAAGAGCAAUCUAAACUUACAUUCAUCAAUGACUGGAUUGAUUAAUGAACCAACUGAAUUACCAAAUCCAAACACUAUGCUAACUAAUGAUGAUGAUAUGAAUGAUCGUGAAAUAAGCGGAACUCCUGUAAGUUUACCAAAGAGUUCAGUAGAUACAAAUCCUGGAAGAAUUAGAGAUAAAUUGGGUAAUAUCUUUAGAUCCGAUUCUCAAUGGUUCCAUAGUUUUGAUGAACAAGUUUUAAAACCUGUAUUUUUAGAUAAUUCUGCUACUUCAUCUCCAAACAGACCACCAGGAAUGAAUUCAUCAGAUGUUAAAAAAUAA